CGAAUGCUGCGAACGAACAGAGAAACAGGUGAUUUCGAUCCUUGGUUUCGAUAAGGUCGUCUUCGUUUUGAGGUGGUAAUAUAAUGGUCGAUAUCUUCAAGUACUGGAGCGAAAGGAUGACGGGCUUCCUUUCACCCACACAGCUGAAGAGAUUGAAAGAGCACAAAUACAAGUGCGAGAAUACAUCUGUGCUUGAUCCAUAUAUGCAGGUGUUUUGGAACUCUAGCAUCGAACAUAUUCCAAGAUGGAUGGCGCCAAAUACACUGACCAUCCUGGGACUUGCAAUAAACAUCUUUACAUCACUAUUGUUGAUCUUCUACAGUCCAGAUGCACGGAGCGAAGCACCAUCGUGGGUGUAUGUGCUCUGCGCCAUCGGUCUCUUCGUCUAUCAGACGCUGGACGCACUUGAUGGUAAGCAGGCACGCCGGACAGGCACCUCCAGCCCGUUGGGAGAGCUGUUCGACCACGGAUGCGACUCGGUUUCCACCGUGUUUGUCACGCUGGCCUGCUGCGUGUCGCUGCAGCUAGGCCGGCAGCCGGAGGUUCUGUUUGCUGUCAUGAUGUUCAGCCUGUUCCUGUUCUACCAGGCACACUGGACGACAUACGUCUGUGGAUACCUCCGAUUCGGAUACAUUGACGUAACAGAAACGCAAGUCGCAGCUGUAGGAAUGUACUUGGCGUCGGCUGUGUUUGGCUCGGUCGUGUGGGAAGCCCACAUCCCCGUCGUCGGGGUGCCGUUGUGGGUGCUGCCCGUAGUGUUUGUCUUCCUGGGAGGUGGAAUUGCCUCACGUAGUAUGAUCAACGUGAUUUUCACGGGAGGAGUUGGAAAGAACAAGUCAACUGUCGCCGACACGAGCGUGUUGUUUCCUCUCAUUCCGAUCCUGACGACAAUCAUACCCGCAUACAUCAUCUAUAAGAAGUCACCGAGUGCUCUGUUCGAGAAUCAUCCCUGUCUCUACAUCAUCGCAUUCGGUCUUGUGUCUUCCAAGAUCACCAACCGACUCGUGGUAGCGCACAUGACAAAGAGCGAGCUGGAUAUGUGGGAUUCGUCAUUAAGGGGCCCGGCGAUGCUCUUCCUCAACCAGUACUUCAACACUCCGCUCAGCGAGUACACGGUGUUGUGGUUCUGUGUGCUGUACUGCCUCUUCGACCUUGUACAGUACAGCACGCGGGUGUGCCAGCAGAUCUGCAGCUAUCUCAACAUCUACUGCUUCUCCAUCGAGAUGCCCGCGAAGGCGCCAGCCCCCGAACCUAGCGACCCGAAGCGACCAAUCACGCGGCUCUACUCCCGCAGCCGCGAGAACUUAGAGUGAAACUGAGCGGGAAGAAGCUGGUGGCCAUAUUAGUCGAAGUGCGAGCAAAGCGCCACCUGGUGGCAGUUGACCACCGAGUUGGUGAACGUUGCCUUGCUGGUUGUGUCUCAGCUGCUGCAGGUGUCGUCGCGCGUGAUGAGCGAGUCAGCAGCGUCGUGUCAUUGGUUGGGGGUCAGCCCCGUCUCAAUGGUCGGCGCGCGAAUGUCCCAGGUUGAGAGGUCAGGGUCGGCAGUAUGACGCUGCGUGGGCGGCAGUUGUCUAGAAGGCACGCUCAUGUGUUUUUAUCUGUCCACUGUGGGAUGCGGCAAUUUGAUCUUCGAAUAGAUGUGCUUUUUGAGCUUGCAGGAUAAUUGCAGUGAUGCCUUCUAAAGAGAUCUUCCUGUAAAUGUAUAGAACAAAUACAUUAAGGGAAAAUAUCAGGUUUUUAUGCCCUAUUCGAUGUUAGUGUGGCGACAGGGGGAGGGGGGGGGACUAGCACAUUAUUCUGCAAUGCUAGUGAUCCGUAUCCUUCCUAUGGGUUCGUAACUGUGACUGCUGAGAAAACUUUGCCAUAUGAACGGUGCUGUCACCUAGCGAUCAGUGCAUGCGCUUGAACAAUUGAGAAUUCGAGUGCUUUGUGUCAUGUAGCCCCUGGGGCAGAGGGAGGGGGUAACUACUCGUUUGAUGACCACUACUGUUGCUCCCAAUGGUGGUAGAAUUUCACAUUCACUUGGCAAAGCUGUUGAUCCUUGGCAGUCAGCAGUGUUCUUUACAUUCCUAUGUUCGUAUGAGAUUUUUGCAUGCAGCUGUCAUGAUAACGACGACACAUAAUACAACAGAGGCAAUUAAUAACGAUUGAUUGAAUUUGCCCAAGUAGGAAUGUUCAAAUGUGAUGGGACAAUACGAGUUGGUGUCGUGUGUAUCUUGUGACAGCUCUUGGCAGACUGGCUAGAUGUUGUUAUUAUUGUUUGUGUGCCAUAUACCCAUAACAAUCACUUGUUUGUGUUUCUUAUGCUGAUGCAAUGUUACUGUUCAUCGCACGCGAAAUGUUCUGUGAAAUAGGUGUAUGACUUGCAUGAAUAUGAAUAGUUAUAGAGUGAAACAUAAAUAUUUGAAGGAAAGCAGAGGUCACCUUCAAGCUUUCAGUAUGACCUUUAGCAAGGUUGCUCACGGCCAUUCUACAAAAUGGCUAGAGCAUUCUAUCAGGAGUCUAUCAAUAUUGAUAUAUAUAUAUAUAUAUAUUGAUAGACUCCUGAUUCUAUCAUGCUAUGCAGGAGAUUUGGUCUGGAAACUGUAAUGGUUAUAUUCCUGGAUUGAGUUUUUAUUUGAGAAGUUCUAUCGUAAAUUCUCUUCUCUGCUCGUAUAAUCGGUAACCAUUUAGUAGCCAAUCCUCGAGUGCCAAUGCCAGUUCAUUCUAAAUAUUUGUUCAUGGUAGAUAGCCAGUGGCAACGUUUUUUAUCGAUUUAUUUUAAACAGUCAUAACAUUGUUUUAUUAUUACUGUUUAAAAGUGAAGUGGACACAUUGAUGUUUUAUCAUUAUUUUUUUAAAUUGCCACAAAUCUUUCCAACUUAUUCAUGUCCCAUCAAUCAUCAGAAAAUCAGUAAAUUUGUAACAUGUACUUCUAUAAAUCUUACCUAUAUAAAUAAUAACCACAUCGGCACAGACUUGGAAUGCACACUGAAAACUAUAAAUAUUGGCUACCAUGCAGCAGUUACUUUGCAUGUUCGUUCAGGCACUACCAUUGUACGUAAAAUGUUGCACCAUACAAAAUUUUUAUUAUUAUUAUUAAUAUUAUUAUUAUUGUCGUAGUUGUUAUUGUUAUUGUUCUCCUUCUUGCAUACGUGUGCGCGUGCGGUGUGUAUGCAUUAUUAAUUGUGACAGUGGAGGAAAAGUGUGACACGAUGAGGUGUUAAUUAAACGAGUCGUCGGUGACGUUGUAUAGAUAGUAAACAUUUCUUUCACUGUACACCAUCGUUUACAAAUACAAGAGCAGUGUCGCUGGUAGCUGCUCGAUGCAACGUGAAAAAUA
Messenger RNA from Priapulus caudatus, 3322 nucleotides. Its product is annotated as cholinephosphotransferase 1-like. Gene Ontology annotation, biological process: phosphatidylethanolamine biosynthetic process. NCBI's taxonomy places the organism in Eukaryota, Metazoa, Priapulida, Priapulimorpha, Priapulimorphida, Priapulidae. The transcript has 9 exons. Gene Ontology annotation, molecular function: diacylglycerol cholinephosphotransferase activity; ethanolaminephosphotransferase activity. The coding region runs from base 84 to 1313 and encodes 409 amino acids. The record is from RefSeq and is a predicted model, not a curated record. Gene Ontology annotation, cellular component: Golgi apparatus; endoplasmic reticulum membrane.